GGACAGUAAAGGGGAUUUCUCUAGUCAUUCUAUAAUUGGAGAAGGCUUAGAACUCGACAGAGAAAUGGGUCGGGUGGCGAGAGUCUAUCGUCUCUAUUGCUCCAGAGGCUGAGCCUAGAUCAUGAUCUCAGAAGUUUUGGAGAGAACAAACUAGGCUACAUAGCGAGAUCUCCUCACCCCCAAAAUAUUGCUUAGGAUAUGUGACUUGAGCACAAUUGUUGGCUGAGUAACACAGCCCACUUCUCGGCGUUCUAUUUCCCAUCGUUGGGGUCGGGGAUGGCUGUGGAUUUGCUUGCGGACCAGCUCAUUUCCUGCCCUAGGGCUGAUCAUGAGUGAACUAUGGCUCCAGUUCACCAGGAUUCUGAGGUGGAAAGAGGUAUCAUAAGUAAAUGUCAGAAGCCAGACGGGAACACAUAGCUUCCUAUGAAAACAGCCCCAUCGGACACAUACCGGGGAGGCGGCAGGACUUCAGUGGUAGGACUGGAGAUAAUGCCCACACAGCACUUAUUUGCCUGCCGCUCUGUGCUGCUCAGGGAUUUGGGGAUGGAGGCCACUGAGUUUUCUCUUUCUGACACUUCUCAACUUCCUGCUUUGUCAUUGCUUUUGGUUGAGGCCUUAGCCAUGGAGAAGAACGAUGUAAUCAACUUCAAGGCCCUGGAGAAAGAGCUGCAGGCUGCCCUCGCUGCUGACGAGAAGUACAAAAGGGAGAACGCAGCCAAGUUACGGGCAGUUGAGCAAAGGGUGCCUUCCUAUGAGGAAUUCAGAGGUAUUGUUCUUGCAUCACACCUGAAACCUCUGGAACAAAAGGACAAGAUGGGAGGGAAGAGAUUUGUGCCCUGGAAUUGUCACACUACUCGGGAAAGGACUUCUCAAGAUGUGGUCACUGAAAUACCCCAGGAGAAAUCACCCUUCCAGCCCACCACCUCUGCAGAAUUUUACCGCGAUUGGCGGCGACACUUAAGAAGUGGGCCAGAGCGCUACCAGGCCCUACUUCAGCUUGGGGGGCCCAAGCUGGGCCACCUCUUCCAGAUGGAUGUGGGCUUUGGACUUCUUGGGGAGCUGCUGGUGGCAUUGGCUGAGCACGUGAGGCUGAGCGACCGGACGGCAGUGCUAGGGAUUCUGCACAGCCUGGCUAACACUGGGCGGUUCAACUUGAACCUGAGCCUGCUGAGCCAUGCAGAGCGAGAGAGCUGCCAGCGCCUGUUUCAGAAGUUGCAGGUCAUGGGCACCACCAGACCCAUGCAGGAGGGCCUCACUGUGGAGGAGCCAUCUGCUGGGCUACAGGGAGGAGAAGAGCUCCUACAGGAGCUGCUAGGACUGUAUGGAGUCCAUUGACAGGACUGGUUGCCCUCAGCAUUCCUCAGUGGUCUCAGAAGGCAUUUUACAAAGACACUUUAUGUGUAUGAGUGUUUUUCCUACAUGUAUGUAUGUAUGUAUGUAUGUCCACCAUGUGGGUACCCAGUACCUGAGGAGGCCAGAACUAGGUGUUAGAGCCUCUGGAAGUGUAAUUACAAAUGGUUGUGAGUUGCCUUGUGGGUGCUGAAAUCAAAUCC
Molecule: messenger RNA, 1553 nt
Organism: Mus caroli (Ryukyu mouse)
Lineage: Eukaryota; Metazoa; Chordata; Mammalia; Rodentia; Muridae
Source: RefSeq, a predicted model, not a curated record